GCGUGGCGGUGGCUGUGGCCGCUCCACGUGGGUGCGCAGAGCUCUUCCUAUGGUGCGCCCGCGGCCCCAGGAAGGCGAGGUCCCUCAGUCAGUUCCUGGCUAGACUGUGCUCAGAAGCUGAGAUCUCCCGGACUCCAGGCGGGGCAGGAUGGUAAAACAAAAGAGAAAAGGUCCUGAAGUGACAAAGAAAAACAGGAAAAAAUUGAAGGUGUCUGUGGAAGAGACACUGCGGGCAGCUGAUGCCACAGCAGAUGAGGAGGAAGCCAGCCUGGAGGGGGUGGCAGCGAGCAGAGUGCAGGACACAGUCCCCCAGCUGUCCUCAGAGGAGAGGAGAGUCCUGGAGAGGAAGUUGAAGAAGGAACGGAAGAAGGAGGAGAAGAAGCAGCUGCGAGAUGCAAGGGUCUCAACAGUGCAGACUCCACCGGCUAAGCGCUCAGGCGCAGAGCUGGCCCUGGACUACCUCAGUGGAUGGGUCCAGAAGCACCAGAGCUGGAGGUUCCAGAAGACAAGGCAGACGUGGCUCCUGCUAAACAUGUAUGACAGUGACAAGGUCCCGGAAGAGCACUUCCCCACCCUGCUGGCCUACCUGGAGGGGCUGCAGGGCAAGGCCCGUGAGCUGACCCUGAAGAAGGCAGAAGCCCUGAUGCAGGAGCUAGACAUGGUGGGGUCAGAUGCUGCCCUGCAGGAGAAGGCCUCACGCCUGCGCCAGGUGCUGCAGCUGCUGUCCUAGCAAGGAGUGUGGGGGACACUUGCACCUGGCAUUGUGGGCCCUCAGAUGUGCAGGGUUCAACAGGAACAGUUUGGGCUAUGGUCUCCCCUUCGUGACGAGGGGUCUUUAUGCCUUCAGAGGGAUCACCAGACUCACCCUGCACCACGAAGUUGCUGUCACACAGAUGUCUAUUUUUCUACCAGGGAUGUUUUAGCAACUUGCCAGUGCUGGUCCUGUACCAGCUGCAGCUCCUCCGGGUUGGAGUAAGGUGUGCCCCAGGUUGGGGACAAGUGCAAGGAAAUCCCACAGGGGCUGCCAUCUUCCCAUGCCUGCGUGGCCACAUAAUCAAUAAAAACAAGCUACUGGCUGUG
This is a messenger RNA of Chinchilla lanigera (long-tailed chinchilla), 1080 nucleotides long. It is a transcript of the gene Chlsn, whose product is annotated as chromosome unknown open reading frame, human C7orf50. The transcript has 5 exons. The record is from RefSeq and is a predicted model, not a curated record. NCBI's taxonomy places the organism in Eukaryota, Metazoa, Chordata, Mammalia, Rodentia, Chinchillidae. Bases 149 to 730 code for a protein of 193 amino acids.